AUGUCUAAUGAAGCUUCCUCAUCUCGAGCUUCUGCGCUCCCGCCGUCCAUCCACACUCAACGUGUAGAGACAACGCCGGACCCAUAUAGCCGGCUCUCGUUCGAGCCUGCUUCUCAGGCCCAAAUCCUACGAGCCCACCAGAGGGAUUCUGGGCAGGUACGACGGCUGAUAGAGCUGGUGUCUGAGUCACUGAGAUCUCUGGUCGGAACGAGAUGGAUUGCCCAUCGACAGGCCAUGAUUGAUGUGGCCGUCAGGGCUGCUUAUCUCAUCUUGACGCUCGGAAGAGGGAGGCAGACACUAGGAGAGGAGUACACCGACAUCACUCCUUUCGCAAGCGGACGUAGACGUAUGCCUGGCCGAGCUCGUCGAAUCCUCACUAUCCUCUUCCUGCUGUCUCCCAGUGUGCUCACAAACUCUGCUGUAUCCGCCUAUCUCCGUGGGAGCUCGACAUCGUCAGCAUGGGGCAGAAUACGACACCGACUGGCCAGCGCUCUGGAAUCACCAUUGGCACAAAGCCUGCCCGAGCUGCACAUGAUUGGGUUUCUGAUGAGCGGGCGAUUCUUUGAGUUUGGGCGCCGUCUGACCGGAACGUCAUACGUAUCCACUCAAGCGCCUCGACCCCCUGAGCGUCGACAAGCCAGCUACGAACCGCUCGCAAUCCUCCUUGCUCUCCCUAUCCUUUUCCGCCUGCUCACCCACCGGCCCUCAUCGAGCCUUGACGUCACGUCGUCGUCCGCUCUCGCCGCACCUGCCCCGCAUCUGCAGGUGGACAACCCACUCCUGCCUCUCACGUCGGACCUAUCGGCCGAACAGACCCUCCUCCUCACCAAGUCGUCCGACUACGACACGCCCAACACCUACCUUACUCCCGGAGCCCAACAGCUGCCCGAGCGACAAUGUACCCUCUGCCUCGAACCUCGGGGCACAGGCGAGGGGAGCGGCGGCACUGUCGCGGUGACGGAGUGCGGGCAUAUCUUCUGCUGGGGCUGUCUGGGAGGAUUGGAAAAGCCGUACACUCAAGCCGCUCAGCGGUAUCCCUCGGGCCUGUCGCAAGGUCAGGGCGGUCCCUCCCGCCGUCCAAUCCGGAGCACCCAUACCUCCUCCUCAGUCGACGACGAGGUCCCUCCACCACCCCUCCCCCUUCCACUCCCACAACCUCAGCUGAAAAAGUCCGCCUCGCGACCUCUCAAUCCCAACUCUAAACCCUACACACCCCAAAAUUUACGGUCGCACCAGGACCUCCGUUCCGAAUAUUCGCGCCAAAAUCAGCCGGAGCCCACAUACGCAAGUAUACCCCCGCCCGAGGCGUUCCGGUUACAGGAACAGCAACAACAACUGCAGUACCAGGCGUACCCCCGUCCAGAGUUCUCGUCGCUCCAGCACCUCCUGGAACAGGCCGGAUACGCCGAUACGCGCAUAGCUACUCCCCCUGCGGAGCGGAUUGGACGGCGGAUCAAGAAGACCUUUGACGAGGUGGACGCGGAGGAAGUACGGGAUCUGUACAGUACGUUCGGGAUGGCGGAACAUCGCGUCACACACGUCACGGAACCUGGUCUCCCCCUCAAAUCCUCCUCCUCUCUCCUUCGCAAUCUCGCUUUGCAGGAUAGCAACUACGUCAAUCAGGCAGAGUACGAGCAACAGCAAUCCCCAUCGCCGCAGUUCGGGACCAGCUACGAUACGUGGUGGGGCGGCGGAUUUGCUGCGCUUGGCAGAGCGGCCAAGGCGGUCAUGGAGAUGAGUCCACCCAGUAAGGGAGCUGAGCGGUUCGAGGAGGUGGCCGCGCAGAUGUCGUCCAGCAUCGGGCUGGGACUGGCACGGGGCGGAGAGGGGGUCCGGAAAGUCAAGUCGAAUUGGGAGCUGGGGCGCUCAGAGAUGGAUCAGGAGCAGAUCGCCGCGGCAGAAUACGUCCCGGCAAGACGUCCGCGGGUCCUCACUGGUAUCUCCUCGCUCGCGGAUCUCCCACCGGCGGCCAUGGCGGACCAGGAUGAGUUUGGCUUCUCCCCUCUUCCGGCGGACUACGAGGCGCAAUGCGACGACGACGAAUUCUUCACUACUUCGUUUGACGUCGGAUCGCUGGGGUCGACUCCCUUUGAUCGGAGCAGGGAGAGCAGCGCGGAACCCGUGGUGGAUGACGAUGCGGAGGACUCGCUGUUCCAGCAACAGCUGGACGAGGUGAAUCAGGUGAACCUCGAGUCGCCCGAUUCCGUUCGGAGCCUCGGGUUCGGGCUGAGUCGGCGAGGGACGUACGGUCUGGGGAUGGGCGGUGUGGAUGUUGGAAGGAGGAUCAUGGCGGAGGCGGUGGACUAUGAUGAGUAUGACCACGAGUCGCCCACCAAGGGGAGCUUCAUCAAGGCUCUCCCCGUUGUUGUUGCGGAGGAGGCCAAGGCGGAAGACGUCGAGGUGGCAAUACAGCCGGAAUUGAUCAUGCCCACACCGGUCGUCGAGGCCGCACCACCAGUACGCAAGUACGCCGACCGUGCGACCAAACUCCGUCUCGCCCGCUCUACCCCUAUCCUCACUCGCGCCCCACCCACCGGCACCAGUGGAUGGCUCGGUUCCAUCCGGAACUUCAUCAACGCCACCGACCUCUCUUCAUCCACCUACGCCUCUAUCCCCGCCGACCCAAAUCCAUCAUCCUCGAAGCCCGCACCAAUCAAGCUCUCCCCCGCCCUGCCGGCCAUCCCGGCGCUAGCCAAACCCGUAGCGGUCGUCUGCGACUCGUCCUCGGAUAUGGCGGAGGACCUCCCAGCCAUUCCUCAGACUAUCACCACCGCGGCCGCUCCCGGACCUAUCGCGUCCAUAGCGCUGCGGACACGCAAGUCCCUCGCGCACCUCCGUUCGGUCGUCUAUGGCUCCGCACCGCCCGUUCCUCCACUCCCCGUCCGGUCCGCCUCGUCCGAUUCGGCCGACUCAUCCGCGCCCGUCCUCAGUCCCCGUCUAGACCUCGCCGAGUCGGAAUACUUUGCAGGCUGGUCCCCUCGCCGUCCGGCCAAGGCGGAGCAGCCCACAUGGGCUACACCGACCAAGCGUGAUAGUCAGGAAGACGGGUACGGUCCUACAGAAAUUGACUAUACCCGUUCAUUCUUCUACAAGCCCUGCACUCCUCCGUCGGCCGCGGCGUCCUCCUCUACCUACACUGCUAUCGCCAACGUCACCCCUACAUCCGCGAGCACAGACUACGCCUACUCGUCCACCUCCUCCACCGUCCCCGCGAACCUCGUGGCGCGGAGACAGCGGAGCAUCAAGUCUCUUCGCGCGGCACUGCUCCUCCCCGUGGCCCCCCCCGUCCCGUCCAUCCCGGCCCAGUUUACGGGUACCGUCCGUUCCACCUCGGCCCAGUCCGCAUCCACCGUCUCCACCUCUGCAGUCACCACGCCUCCCCAAAAAGCCGGUGCGCGUAUGGGCGAUGACGCCCCGCCUGUCAUUGCGAUCCUGAGUCCGGGGGCUUGGGAGGCGGGUCUGCCAGCCAGGCAGUUGCUCCUUGAGGGUGAAGAGUGGGAUGCGAGGGAUGGGUUGGGAUCGGUGGGUGAUUGGGGAAGGGGAAAGGGGAAACCAAAGGGGAAAUUGAGGCGGAAGGGGAGUAAGAAGGCUGUUAGGGAAUGA
Messenger RNA from Dioszegia hungarica, 3603 nucleotides. RefSeq names its product Pex12 amino terminal region-domain-containing protein. Gene Ontology annotation, cellular component: peroxisomal membrane. Gene Ontology annotation, molecular function: zinc ion binding. Lineage: Eukaryota; Fungi; Basidiomycota; Tremellomycetes; Tremellales; Bulleribasidiaceae. The transcript is spliced from 6 exons. Gene Ontology annotation, biological process: protein import into peroxisome matrix. The coding region runs from base 1 to 3603 and encodes 1200 amino acids. The record is from RefSeq and is a predicted model, not a curated record.